Aspergillus niger is the source of this 207-nucleotide messenger RNA. RefSeq lists its product as uncharacterized. Bases 1 to 207 code for a protein of 68 amino acids. Lineage: Eukaryota; Fungi; Ascomycota; Eurotiomycetes; Eurotiales; Aspergillaceae. The record is from RefSeq and is a predicted model, not a curated record. The transcript has 2 exons.
AUGAGAUACGAUUGGGAGCUUACGAAGGGCCUUGCUAUAAUAACAGACGGGCAGCUUGGGAAUCAGCACAUGCAAGAUAUAAAGGCCGUCGUCGAGUGUAAGGGCUCCGAACGGAAGAUACAGUGUAUUUACACUUCUACUAAAGCGGCACGGCAUGUGAAAAUUAUACAAGCUUUGUUUGGUCCAGGGACGGAAUUGGGACAAUAG